Messenger RNA from Pundamilia nyererei, 1492 nucleotides. It is a transcript of the gene carnmt1, whose product is annotated as carnosine N-methyltransferase 1. Gene Ontology annotation, molecular function: carnosine N-methyltransferase activity. The transcript has 7 exons. Gene Ontology annotation, cellular component: cytosol; nucleus. Bases 74 to 1006 code for a protein of 310 amino acids. The record is from RefSeq and is a predicted model, not a curated record. Lineage: Eukaryota; Metazoa; Chordata; Actinopteri; Cichliformes; Cichlidae. Gene Ontology annotation, biological process: carnosine metabolic process.
CCUGGCCCGGAUCGGCCAGUGUGCGGACCACAACCAGGAGGUGCUGCACGCCAUCGUCCACCACAGCCUCCACAUGUUUGAGAACAUGGAAUACGGAGAGAGGGAGGAUCCAAGGAAGAUUCGUCCAUCCUCUACAUUUGACAUGGACAAACUUAAGUCCACCAUAAAACAGUUUGUGAGAGACUGGAGUGAGUCAGGCCAGGCUGAGAGGGACUCCUGCUAUAAGCCCAUCAUCCAAGAGAUCCAAAGACUUUUCCCAAGUGAUCAAUAUGAUGUGUCUAAGGUGAGCGUGCUGGUUCCGGGUGCUGGGCUUGGCCGUCUAGCCUGGGAGAUAGCUCGGCUGGGUUACAUGUGCCAGGGAAACGAAUGGAGCUUCUUCAUGCUCUUCUCCUCAAACUUUGUUCUCAAUAGGUGUGAAAAGGUGAAUGCUCUGACACUCUACCCCUGGAUCCACCAGUUUAGCAACAACAAGCGAUCCUCUGACCAAACACGACCAAUCAGAUUCCCUGAUGUCAACCCUCAGAGCUUGUCACUAAAUGCAGACUUCUCCAUGGUAGCAGGGGACUUUGUGGAGGUCUACAAUGAGCCAGAGUCCUGGGACUGUGUGGCUACCUGCUUCUUCAUCGACACGGCUCAUAAUGUGUUGGAGUAUGUGGAAACUAUCUGGAAGAUUCUUAAGCCUGGUGGAGUGUGGAUCAACCUGGGUCCACUGCUGUAUCACUUUGAGAACAUGGCCAACGAGCUCUCAGUUGAGCUUAGCUACGAAGACAUUAGGACAGCGAUGGUCAGAUUUGGCUUCCACAUCGAGGUGGAGAAGGAGUCAAUGCAGACCACCUACACAGAGAACGACCGGUCGAUGCUGAGAUACGUUUACGACUGUGCCUACUUUGUUGUGCGGAAGCCUGCAGAGCUGCAGUACUUUAAUGGUCAAAACGAAGACCAGCUACAAAACUCUCCACCGGCUGCUAAGUCGCCACGCCGAGAGGGUCCCGACAGCCCGACGUGACAAGAUGUCCUUUGACAAAACCAAGUGAAAGCAUAAGAGCACAAUCCUUGGCUGAAAUAUGACAACAAAGGAAAAGGAACAUUUUCCUUUUGGCCAGAUAUAUUUUUAAAAAUGUCUGCCCGAAUCCACAAGACCUUGAAGUGGCUCAAAAUGGGGAAUGUAAUAUGAAGUAAGGUGAUGUGAUAUGAAGUAAAGUGAUCUGUACCAUCUGAACAAAAGUCAAAAUACUGGGUCUGAGAUGAAUCACUUACCAUUGGCUGCUACUUUGUGUUUGUGGUUUGUGUGUCAGCUGCUGGCCACGAAGACCAUCAUUUUGUUUUUAGGCUCCGUGUGUGCAUGUGAUAGGAGAAUGUGAUAGGAGAAUGUGAUGUGAAUGCCUGCUUUUCCUUUUUUUCCUUUUUUUUUUCUCUUUUAUGUGCCAAUAACUACAUCUAAUAUUUUUUUUAUAUUGUUUGUUUUGGACUGUCAUCACACUUUGAAAUAAAG